This is a messenger RNA of Fragaria vesca subsp. vesca, 855 nucleotides long. RefSeq lists its product as uncharacterized. Lineage: Eukaryota; Viridiplantae; Streptophyta; Magnoliopsida; Rosales; Rosaceae. The record is from RefSeq and is a predicted model, not a curated record. Bases 113 to 847 code for a protein of 244 amino acids. The transcript has 2 exons.
AAUCUUUCAUAUGAUAUGAUAUGAUACUGCCAUAGCUCUCCUACUUCUGUCAAACCAGAGUUUCACAAACUGCUUCACAUUUUAGUACUACUGCUUCUCUUCUCUUUACACCAUGCUUGAUCAGUGCCAAAAGUUCCCUAGGAAUCAGCUCUAUGUAACCUGCCAUGUCCACAGCAGACAAGAGAGUGCAGAAGACAAAGAGUUUGGUUUCUGGACUGCAUGGGAUUUUCAAGCUCAGGCAUGUCUUGAAGAAGAUCUCGGUGCUCACACACCGCGGUUAUGGGAAACAAACACCAAAUUUGAGUCUUCUCCUUUGCUCCCCCAAAACCAUCACCACAGUGAUCUAUCUCCCAAGUCACGAAGACGUGUGAUUCUUGAAAGCAGGACCGAACUUAUGCAGAUGGUUCAAAACAUGCCAGAGUCAUGUUAUGAACUUUCUCUGAAAGAUCUUGUUGGUGAGCAACAAGGUGAGCAGAAGGCUGGAGAAGGCACUGAUGUUGAAGAGAAGAGCUUUGACUUCAACAAUCAAGCUCAAAUCAGGAACCAGAAGAAGAAAACAACCUACAAGACAAGGCAGAUAUCGCGGACUUCUAGUAUGGAAAGCGAAACAUUCCUUAUCAAGAUGUUCUUUCCAACUUUUCUAGGCUCAAAGAAGAAAGGAAAAGCAGCUGGGAAUUGCUCAAAAGUUUCCCCAAGGCCAUCACUUGAAGGACCUGAGAACCAUAAAGAUUUGUGUGUUGAUAGCACAGGCAGCAGAAGAAGGGCUUCUGAUGACGAUACAUUACCUAGUUGCUGGACCUUCUUCCAGAGCAAGAAAGGCAAAAGCAAAAGACCAAGGGGAAGCUGAUUCUAAGC